Phalacrocorax carbo (great cormorant) is the source of this 5942-nucleotide messenger RNA. NCBI's taxonomy places the organism in Eukaryota, Metazoa, Chordata, Aves, Suliformes, Phalacrocoracidae. The record is from RefSeq and is a predicted model, not a curated record.
GACGUCACGGAGCGUCGCGUUCCCGACGGCGGCUGCGGAGGGUCAGGGCGCUCCCGGCCGCCCUGGACUCGGGCGCAAUGGAGGCGGCGGCGGUUCCGGCGGCGGUUCCGGCGGCCUCCUCCGGCGCCCUGGUGCCCGCCGCCGCCGCGGACACGGGGAAGGAGGCGACCCCGCCGGUCCCGAGGCGCCCGAAGAAGAUCCUGGAUGAGGAGGCCUACAUUGAGAGUCUAGAGAAGAUCAUUCAGCGAGACUUCUUUCCUGACGUGGAGAAGUUGCGGGCGCAGAAGGAAUAUCUGGAAGCUGAAGAAAAUGGUGACUUGGAGAAAAUGAGGCAAAUUGCCAUCAAGUUUGGUUCCUCCUUGGGUAAAACAUCGAGGGACACCCCUGCACCCUAUGUUACUCCAGCCACAUUUGAAACCCCAGAAGUGCAUCCAGGUGGUCUUCCACUGGGGAAUAAAUCCAAAGCUGGCAUCAAAGCUGCAGAGGAAGGAGAAGCAGAAAAAGACAACAAAGAUGAGCUUCCCAGUCUGGACAGCUUCUUAGCAAAACACACGAGUGAAGAUAAUGCUUCGUUUGAGCAGAUCAUGGAAGUGGCCAAAGAGAAGGAGAAAGUCAAGCACGCUUGGUUGUACAGUGCAGAAGAGGAGUAUGCCCAGCGACGAAAUGAGAACCUGGCACUUCCUUCAGCAGAGCAGCAAGCUCUGGAGAGUGUGAAAGCUGGACUGGAGACCUGGGAGUACACGGCUCGCAACACCCUCAUGUAUUAUCCUACAGGUGUACCUGAUGAGGAUGACGCAUUUAAGAAGCCCAGGGAAGUCGUGCAUCGAAACACCCGUUUUGUGAAGGACCCUUUUAGCCAAGCCGUGAGCAAAUCACAGCUCCAGCAAGCUGCAGCCCUCAAUGCUCAGUACAAACAGGGCAAAGUGGGACCAGAUGGGAAAGAACUGAUACCCCAAGAGUCUCCGAAAGUGAACGGAUAUGGAUAUGUGGCUACCCCCUCUCCUGCUCCUGGUGUGAAUGAGUCUCCUUUUAUGACAUGGGGUGAAAUCGAAAGCACCCCUUUGCGUCUAGAAGGAUCAGAAACACCAUAUGUGGACAGAACACCUGGACCAGCCUUCAAGAUCCUGGAGCCGGGGCGCCGUGAGAGGUUAGGACUCAAGAUGGCCAAUGAAGUGGCAGCUAAGAACAGAGCAAAGAAGCAGGAGGCGCUUCGAAAAGUGACAGAAAACUUGGCCAGCUGCCGUGUGUGUGUCUCCAAGGACGUGAUGGUGUGGAUGAUCACAACGCAGGGGCUAGGGACAAUCCUGCUUUGUCCACCACCGUGGAUGACAGCGUCAUUCUGAAGAGCAGAAGUGGUACUAAUGCAGCCACACUGGGGCUUUUGUUUGGCUUUUUCCUCCCUUACUUUGAAACUUUUUGCUAACUUUUGUAAUAAGCCAAAAAAAGGAAGAGCAGUUUUAACCAUACGUGGCCUGCUGUGGUUGCUCCAGGAUGAGCUGACCUUUGAGUGUGGGACGAGCACUCGUGCGGUGUGAUCCAGCCUGGAGAAGCACCGAGCACCCUUUAGCAGGAAGCAGGCGUAGCCAGAUGUGUACGCUUGCACCACGCCUGAGUACAAGACAGCCUGUGCAACACGUGGCAGUCUUGACAUUUGCUAUAAUCAGGUGAUGUUUCACCCAGGGAACAUCCGUAGAACAUCUUAUGCAGCUCUUUGAGCAGUGCCUGCAGCCUUCUGUAAAGUCUGGGGCGUUUGAUGUUGUGUCUUGGUGAAGAGCUUCCUCUCACGCAGUUUCCACUGCCACUUCCAAAACUUGUCUGCCUGACUGUGAAAAACCCUUUUUACAGUGCGCCUUGUAAGAACCAAUUGAUCAACAUGGCGUUGCUAGGAAUAGUGACUGCAAGAAAUUAGUUAUUUUUUCUUUAAGUUCAGAAAUAAUUGAAGGCGAAGUUUUUUCUUUAAGCAAAAAGAUUAUUCUCAGGUACUCAGGAAUGAAUGUGAAGGGAAUCCAUUUACUAAUAUUUCUGUGCCUUCGGAGAUGUCCUUUAAGGACUGAACUGGCUAAAUAACAAUUAAGUUUUAGGUAAUUUAAAAAAAUAAUUAUUUUUUUCAUAAUGAUCGCACAAUCAGCUUAUGUCCAUCAAACGUAGGGCCUCUCUGUUCGGGCGCGCAGGCAGAUGGUCGGGCCCUGGCCUGCCGCUGGGUCACCGAACAGACGAGGCGGGAGGGAUGGCCGGGGGCAGGUGUGGCAGGUGGCUGCUGGAUGGCUGAAAGCACCCGGGGAAACGGCUGAGCUUCACGGGUGACUGAGGAGGAGCGUGGGGACCACCUGGGGCGUGGAACCUGGUGAGGUGGAGGUGACCCACCGAGAGGUGUCAGAAACAACAAAUUUGGCUACGGAUGUGGCAAGACGGCCCAAGGGGAAGAAGUAAUUAGAGGGGGUGUUUUUUGGGAGGAGAUGAGAGUUAGGGAAAGGGAGGCAUUAGAGAAGAACAAGCAUGGGAACGUGGAGAGAAGCUGGGAUAUGGGCUGGAUGUGCAGAAGCAGGCUGUAAUUGGCAUCCUUGAUCGCCUCCAUCUUCUUCUUACGUGAUUCCUACCUGUUCGCUGGGUGCGGGAGCUCUCCCUUCUGGGCACGGGAUGCAAGUAAAGGCUGCGCAGUGUUUGCGGGACUGUGGGUGUGGUGUACACGCGGGUCGGGCAGGAUGGGGCAUGCGUCUUCCACGCCGUUUCAAACUGGUUGUGCUCAUACCAAGAUGUAGCUGGAAUAACAGAGAGGGGAAUAUGAGGUGUAAGGACGAUUAGUUCCAUGUUGUGCAAUUCCUGCUUAAAAGCAGAUUGCAUUAAAUACCCUGUGGGAUGAAGUUGGGUUUGUGUUCACCCUCAAGUGAAUUAACCUAGACAGCCCUACUAAAAUCAGUCUCAAUUCUGCCAGUCUGAAGGGUCUUCACGUGUUUGCUGGGAAUGUAAUUUAUUUUCAAUGAAAUGCUAUAAACUGGAUCUCUUGAAGGGAAUGUAGUGCUCUUCAGAUCGGCUAUUCCUGUAACGCCUGCUGUAAUGUCUAGUCUCUGCUUCCUGCUGCAGUUCAGCCCCUGCUACCUGUAAAUAGGGAAUUGGUGAACUCUUUGUUGCCAGAUGGUUUUGCUGCUGUAGCCCUAGUAGAUAAUGUGCUUUACGGGGCUAAAUCCAGUGUGAAAAACCAUCUUGGUCCUUGAUGACUUGUGUUUUAUCCCCCCCCCCCCCCCCCCCCAGUUUUUCAGAGGGUUAUUUUCCUUUUGCUGUUUCUGUACGUCUGCAUUUUCUGACGUGCAAGGCCCAAGCAUGCUUGCUCCCUCAGCCAAAAUAGCACCCAGAGCUCUCCGAACGCCGCAGAGGCGGUCGGCGGCGAGCGGCGGCGGCAGCAGGGCUCUCCUGGGUGGCAGGGCUGGCUGCGCUGGGUUACCGGCUGCUCGCAAGAGAUCGUGGGAGCCCCAGCGGACCUGGGGCUGUGCGGUGUGAUGUGGGGCUGUAACGUCACUGCAUGCAGAGUCUGUGAGUGCUUGCACGUGCAGUUCGGGGCUUGGCUCCUUGCUCCAUGCAGGAAAGAAGAUGAGGGACCACAAGGGUGGUCUUGUUCUUGUAAGUGGACGGGAAAGAGGGGCGAUUAUGGUUCAUUUGGGGAGUAGCAGGAUGUUAUUCCUAGAAAGUCGCAAGAACUGUAAGUGAAGAGCCAGUGAGGACGAGGGAUGAGUUCAUGUAACCCACCCGGAGAAGGCAGGCUCAGAUGCCUUAAGCAAAACACUGAUUACACCAGAGGUGACUGCUGCUCUUCUCUGCGUGGGGCACAGGUAAGAAGAUGUGAGCAGCAGAUGAGCAGCAACACAGGGUUUGGUGAGGCGAGGGGUUGAGAAACUCACAAUCACCCCAACCACACUUUGAGCAAACAGCCCGGCUGGAGUGGCCAGGGGAGCAGCGGGGGCACUGCCUUGGGGCAGGAGGCUGCACUCCAGCUUAGUUCUGUUGGUCCCCUGCGGCCCAGAUGAGCCGUGUCUUGCGGCAGGGAUCUGAGUCUGCAACGAGCCCCAAGCAGCUUCCCUCUGCAGCUCACCUUCAGGGCCGAGAGCAUUUCCCUUGGGCAGAGGUAGCUGUCCUUGUCAUGGUGUAGGGGCUGCAGCUUUGCACCCACCCGAAAGCGGGUUCCAGUAAGGGCUGGGGCUCUGCACUGCUUUCUAUUUCUCUGAUGAUUUAGUUCAGAAGAGAAGCUGAGAUUGGAGAUGCUUUGUUGUUUCGCAGGGAGGGGGAGAUUGAGCUUCCUCAUACGUGUAUUUGUUGCCUCAAUCCCAGCUCCCUGCACUCACUGCAGCUGGCUGCAAACCCCAGCUCAGAGUCAGGGCAGGGGCAGAGCUGGGUUUGGCCACGCUUCCUGUGAGCCCCUUCCCUCUGCUCUUCCCGGGCACAGCAGCUUUUCACCACUGCUUUUUGGGCACAGGAGAUCUGCACUCAUGGGUUAGAGAAACACUUGUUCCCAGUGGGAAACUGGGAGCGCCUGGGAUGUGCCAGCUCCCACGCACCCUGGGCAGAGGUGCUCGGCGUGUUUUUGCUAGCACGCUCUGUCCCUGCCCCUCGUGCUCGGGGCAUCAGGCUGCCCCUGGCGCAGCCCCUGGAGCCACGGCCCCCUGCGUGGGGGCUCGGGGCUGGUGUGCCUGCACAGCGUGGCCCUGCCUCGCACCUGCCGGUGGCUCGGCCAGGGUGUUGGCAAUCCCGUAAUGUCGGUCCCUGCCAGGGUUACAGCGCUGGCACCACGGCACAGCCCGGCGAAAUGGGUGCCGCUUACCCUUCACCUUUGUGCUCCUGGGUGGCUGGGCCAUUUAUUGCCUGUUUACUCAGAGGUGCUGAGCAGGUUGUGGUGGUUGCCUGGCACAUGUGCAUGCUUCAGACCCGCCUCUGUUCAGAGCUGGCGGGGCACCGUGGGCUGCAGUGCGGGGAGAUGAUGUCUGUGUUUUCUUGGGUCAAAAGCCAGGGAGAAGCAGCCUGUGCCCUGACUGUAAGGGGAGCGCUGCUCUCCUGCUAGAGGCAUCGCAGGGCAUUUACUUACAAAUGGGUGUCACGGGCUUGGGGUGGGUAAGGAAUGUCCUGGAUCAGUCUGGGGUCAGCAUGUGCAGCUGGGCUGCAGGAAGCUGGGCUGAGAACAGCCUCUCCCCAUAGCAUCCCUUGGGAGGAACAAAGCUGGGGUGUUUGACACUCGUGCCUUUGUGCCGGAGGAUGUUGUCACGCUUCAGGUCCCCACGGACACUCGGAUCAUGACAGUAUUUGGCAGCACGUGAGCUAGCAAAAUGGGGUUUGGCCUAAAUCUUCAGGCAAUCUCCUGCUGCUCGUGACGCACUCCUGCAGGUCCCCAAGCACACACGACCCCUGUCACACAGCCCUCCUGGGGCCCUGCAGGGCUCACUGCCCUGGGUGAUGGAGCUGUGGAUCACACUUGCUGCUGUCCCACCCCUGGGGUCUUUGUGGGCAUCAAUUUCCACUGCUAUGUUAAAUUUUACAUUUAGCUUUGGAAAUAGCAUCUCCUGAGUGCUGCUGCCCUCAGCACAGGAACAGCUCCUGUGGGACCAGAGGCAGCAACCGCCCAAGAAAACCGGCGGCAGCUCCUGUCCCGCUGCCUGCAGGUCGGCAGCUGGCGCCUGGCCGGGCAGUGGCUGGGGGAAGCAGAAGCACUGCGAGAGCAGAGGGAUCUGUAGAUCCACUGGGAAUACUCCUGAGGGCGGUUUGCCCCUGGGUAUAGUGAGUAAUUGGUAUUAACAGGGAAACAGGGAGUGUAUGAUUGGGCUAAACUAGUCCUUACUGGAAUCUCCAUGCUCUAUUUGAAAACUUCACAUUGUAGUAUGAAGGUGAAAAACACUUUCUUGUUAGAUAUCUCCAGAUACUUUGGUUUUUUAAAAUUUUGUUAAAUUAAACAACUUCCCAGG